Messenger RNA from Drosophila eugracilis, 2561 nucleotides. RefSeq names its product homeotic protein empty spiracles (gene ems). Bases 344 to 1852 code for a protein of 502 amino acids. Gene Ontology annotation, molecular function: DNA binding; DNA-binding transcription factor activity, RNA polymerase II-specific. Gene Ontology annotation, biological process: neuron differentiation; central nervous system development; brain development. Lineage: Eukaryota; Metazoa; Arthropoda; Insecta; Diptera; Drosophilidae. The record is from RefSeq and is a predicted model, not a curated record. The transcript is spliced from 2 exons.
GGCGCACACUUGGUGGUGUCGGGGUUCUCUCCGGAUUUAUUCAGACAUCGAACGUCGUCGAGAGCACACGUCCAUAUUCCUCGUCUUCCGACAAAAACGAGCGCGUCGAUCGCUAGUAAAGUAUAAAGUCUUUAGACCUCGAGUGUGUGUGUGAUUAUAUAGUUAAUAUAUAUAUACAUAUAUUAAAGCGUUUCCAAUGCGUCGCUUAGUGUAAAAAAUAUUUAAAAAAUAUUAAGAGUUAACCUAAAGAACACAAGGACUUCCAAGAGGAUUACAAAACAAAACAAUCGCGUUUAAGCCCACAAGAAAAGCCGCCAACAUAGCCGAACUAACCGCCGUAUUUAUGACUAAGAUGAUUCCGCCGGUUCCCACCGCCGCUGCUGCCGUCAUGAUGCCCACGCCCAAGCAGAAGAUCGGUUUCAGCAUCGAGUCCAUUGUGGGCAAUGAUGUCAGCACUGCCGCCGGCAAUUCAACGCCGGAGCUAACCGGCCCCCAAAGUCCGCCGUCCGGCGAACGUAAUGUUCCCGGCUCACCACCUCAAACGCCGCCAGCUACGUUAACUCUGAUACCCGGCUCACCUCCCCACCAUCUUAUGGCUCCUCCUGCCCAUGGCUUGCCCUACCCUCAUCCACAUGCCCAGCAGCCCCAGCAGCUUUUGCAGCCAGCACAUCCGCAUCCGCAUCUUUCGCCCGCCCAGCAACAUGUCUUGCACCAACACCUUCUCAUGCAACAGCAGCAACAUCAGCAACAACAACAACAGCAUCCUGGCACACCCAAGAGCCAUCAGGAUAUCCAGGAGCUGCUCCAGCGAUUGCACCACAAUGCAGCCAUCGCCAGCGGAUUGAGUCCGCUGCAGACACGUCUCUCCCCCGAAACGGAGCAGCCCCAAAUUCCAGUCUCUCUUAAGCGGGAACGAUCGCCGGAAAGACCUGCUAUAGAGCAGGCGGAGAAUCCCGCCCAGCGCAUCCAGCCUCCUCAUACACCUCCGAAGUCCGUGAGCCCGCAAUCGUCGCAGCCAUCGUCUUCGCCCACUUUGCUUAUCAGUAGUCCGCAUGCCACGCCUCCGCAGCAACAACAACCUCAGCCUCCAAACUAUCCAAAGCCCGCAAUGAUGCAUCCCGGAGGCGCAGGACCUAUGAUGAUGCCGGGUAUGCCACCGGCUGGACUUGUUCGACCAUUCCCCAUGGGACCAGGGGGACCACCGAUGCCACAAGGACAACCUGGCUUGCCGGAUAUUAAGGCCUUACCGCCAUACAUCAACGCUCCGCCAGAAUUGCCGCCCCAGCAUAAUCCUCAUCUCAUUGCCGCUGCCCAGUUCCAAAUGGCCGCCGCCCUGCAAGCGGGACAUGUUCUUGGUCCCGCUGCUGCCGCCGCUGCUGCCGCUGGUCUGCCACCCCAUGCCGCUCAGUUUAUGCCGAAUCCAGGCAUGGCCAGAGAUAGCUACCAGCUGUACCCAUGGCUACUCAGCCGCCAUGGAAGGAUCUUCCCACACCGAUUCCCUGGAAGUUUUCUGGUGCCACCGUUCCGCAAGCCAAAACGCAUUCGUACCGCCUUCUCGCCGUCGCAGCUGCUGAAGCUGGAGCACGCCUUCGAGAGCAACCAGUAUGUGGUGGGGGCAGAACGCAAGGCCCUGGCCCAGACCCUCAAUCUCUCCGAGACGCAGGUGAAGGUGUGGUUCCAGAACCGCCGCACCAAGCACAAGCGGAUGCAGCAGGAGGAUGAGAAGGGUGGCGAUGGAUCGCAACGGAAUAUGCACAACGGUAGUGGCGAUGAGGAUGACGACGAGCUCAUCGACAUGGAAAUGGAUGAAUGCCCCAGCGACGAGGAGCACGAGCUGGACGCCAGUCACUAAGCAAGAAGAGAUAUACAGGAGGAGAAAUCCUGUGGUGGUCCGUGAGUUCCUUAUCCUGGCAAAAGAGCAAAAGUCCAGUUCCAGUUUUCCGAUGGUUCCCAGUCGAACUUCAGCGAAAGUAAAAUAGUUUGUUUUGUUGUGAUAUAUUCUUAAAGCGAUCUUAAGGCGUUAGGCUAACUGUGUACAUAGAAAAGUAUUAGAGACCCUUCUCUCCAUCCAUCCAUCGUCCUCUCUCAAGAUCCGUGCCAAAUCCUUGCGAAGAAACGAGGUUGAGUAGAGCUCAAAGAAAGUUUUUUCUGUUUCCUCUCUCUUUCGAAAAUAUCUUAAAAAUACUAAAAAAAGAAAAACCUUAAAAAAGAAGCCUAGGCUAGACACCAACUAUAACUGUACAAAUUUAAUGGUUUAAGCGUGUAAAUAUUCAUGACAAGCAUUAAUUUUAAUUAGUGAAUUUCUCUCCCCGAACAAAUCGCACUCAAUUUACUACCUAUUGUAUAAUUCUUGUAUAUUGUAUGACGAUCUUAGCAUUUAUUUAUGUUUAGUCUUAGGCACGAACCUCUAGAGUCGCUCAACUGCAGCUGGAUAUUAUUUAAACCCGUCUAAUCUAAAGCCCUAGUUGCUAGUUACUACUUUUAAGCCAAGAAAACAUGAUUGUAAGAGAUACACAAAAAUAUUAUCAUAUAAAAUAUAAAAUAUUCAUUAUGAAAAGAAA